This is a messenger RNA of Solanum tuberosum (potato), 1019 nucleotides long. RefSeq names its product bidirectional sugar transporter SWEET11-like. Gene Ontology annotation, cellular component: membrane. The transcript has 5 exons. Lineage: Eukaryota; Viridiplantae; Streptophyta; Magnoliopsida; Solanales; Solanaceae. The record is from RefSeq and is a predicted model, not a curated record. Bases 33 to 836 code for a protein of 267 amino acids. Gene Ontology annotation, biological process: carbohydrate transport. Gene Ontology annotation, molecular function: sugar transmembrane transporter activity.
AUCUCACUUAUUUUCUUUCUCAAUUUUCAGGCAUGGCCGUCUCGUUCAUUGUGUUCCUUGCACCAUUGCCAACAUUUUAUAAUAUUUACAAGAAGAAAUCAACAGAAGGCUAUCAAUCAAUUCCAUAUGUGGUUGCUCUAUGCAGUGCAAUGAUUUUGAUAUACUAUGUACAUCUUAAAGGAGACCUGGUUUACGUUAUCAUAAUAAACGCCAUUGGUGUCUUUAUUGAAACAAUUUACAUUGUUUUCUACAUUUUCUAUGCACCAAAGAAAGCCAAGGUCCAAACUAUAAAGCUACUUCUUUUAUUUGUGGUGGUUGGCUAUGGAGGAGUUUUUCUCGUCGCUCAAUUUCUAUUAAAAGGAGCAAUUCGUACCACAAUUGUUGGAUGGAUAUCUAUUGCGUUUUCAGUAUGUACGUUUGUAGCACCAUUAGGCAUAAUGAGAAAAGUUAUCAAAACAAAGAAUGUGGAAUACAUGCCAUUUCUCCUAUCGCUUUUCCUCACACUAAGUGCUGUUCUGUGGUUCAUCUAUGGUUUUACUAAGAAAAACGUUGUCAUUUAUGCACCAAACAUCUUAGGAUUCACUUUUGGUGUGGUCCAAAUGGUGCUAUAUGUGGUGUACAAAAACAAGAAAGAGAGUAAUGUUACAAAGGAGCAGAAACUUUCAGAGGUACUACAAAAUCAUGUGAUAAUAUUAGAAGAUGGGAAAAAGCUUACUCAAUUAACUCAAGAACAAAUUAUUGACAUUUGGAAGCUUGGUACACUGAUUUAUUCUGAGAAACUUAAUGCAAGUGCAGCUGAAGUUGACAAUAAUAGGCUAAAUAUUCAAACUAAUUAAGACCUAAAUUAAUUAAUCUAAUAUUGGAUAAUUGUCAUUUUCGUAAUUAAUCCUUACGUGUUGUGUUUGUGUACACAAGAGAAUUCUAAUUAGAUCUUCAUGUAAUAAUAAUUCUCUUGUUGUGCCAAUGUACCUAGCUAGAACAAGAAAAUGCUUGUAUGUAUUUUCUUUGUUAUAAAUAAA